GCAUAUUUGGCGAUUCAGGUCAAAACAAAGGUCUUUUUAAGGGACACCAGCGCUGUGAGUUAUGUCUGGAACUCAGAAACGACACUGGUUCCCGCAAGAUGGAGCGCCGGAGAUUCCCGCCAAAAUUCCGUGUAUGGAGCAAAACGAGGUGAAUGAAACCGUAUUGAUAGACACCAACAACGCCACAAGUGACGUAAUACAAUACGUCAUGACGGAAACGACUGAUCAAUACAGGAAAGGAAUGCCAUAUAAACUUCUCUUCUACCCGGGUAAAAGUGCUGCCAUCAUCCAAAUCAACUUACCUGGCAAUCAGACUGUGAAAGACAUGGUGCUAACAUUGAACCAUUGUCGGACAAAUUGUGACGGGGUGAUCGACAUAUUUAUGAACGAUUCGGUGCUUGUGAUGGGUUAUUCAGAAGCGAGGUGGGAUAAUUUUGGUGAAGAUACUUUCAAUGUUCCAGUUAAUCUGUUGAAGCAGGGCGCAAACGAAUUGAUCAUCAGACUGAAUAAAACUAGUAGAGGAGUAUAUUGGCUGUCUGAUCUUAAAAUAGAUACGUUGACUACACGAUAGUUUGAAAUAGGACACAGUGCAAGAAUACUGAGAAAUCGUGUAAGAUGGCCCGACUCUUGUGAAACUUUAUGGAAUGUAUUUUUGUACUUUUUUGUUUCGAACAGUGUUAUUUUCCACACGCAAUUCUGAGACACUAAUGAAAAGGGCUCAGUACCGAUGGAGCAAUCAGCAGGGGAUGCCUACCCCUAAAUGAUACCUGAUCCCAUCUGUAAUCUUUUCAAAGAUCCUAGCUAGAUUAUUGUUU
This is a messenger RNA of Saccostrea cuccullata (small rock oyster), 815 nucleotides long. RefSeq lists its product as uncharacterized. The coding region runs from base 62 to 571 and encodes 169 amino acids. The record is from RefSeq and is a predicted model, not a curated record. The transcript has 2 exons. Lineage: Eukaryota; Metazoa; Mollusca; Bivalvia; Ostreida; Ostreidae.